CAUUUCCGUCCGUCAUGGCAAAAUAACAAAAUGGCGUUUGAGCUUGUCUAAAGUUUAAUUGUACCUAUUGAGUAGCAUUUUACUUUUUCAGUUCAUUAAAUCGGUAACAAUUUGUGGUACAUUCAAUUUGAUAUCUUAUACAUUAUUAUUAAACAAUAACAUUGAUUUGCAACGAAAUAGCAUUGUAGUGAUUCAUAAAACUGUAUAUUGGUUCGUGUUCCUUUCUGGUUCAUUAGAGUGAAAUUGUAUAGUUGAACCAUGAGUAAUUACGAAGAUGAUCAAAGUGAGGAUGGUGAACUAGCUCGAAGUCCUGUUCAGGAUGAAAUGGAUUUUAGUUUAUCUGAUGAAGAUCGGGACAACGCUGAUUCUUUAGUUAUCAAACCACCACAAGCGGUGAUUCGAUCUCAUCGAGACAAAAGAAGUCACAAGCGAACAGCGAAAGACAGAUAUAAGGAAAGUGUAAGAAAGGAAAAAAAACAUCUUUACAGGGAUCGUGAUAAGUCGGAAAAAACAAAACGUGAAUUUAGUAAAACUUUAGAACGGGAAGAAAUGCCUAAAGAUUACUAUAGGGAGAAGCAAUACUACAGGGAAAAAGAAGCAUACCGGGAAAAAGAUGUGCGGGAAAAAGAAAUUUACAGAGAGAGGGAGAUUAGAGAUAAGGAUAUAUAUAGAGAGAAGGAUGUUUAUCGAGAAAAAGAACUUUAUAGGGAAAGAGAACAUUAUAGAGAACGUGAGAUGUAUCGGGAUAAUGCAUCUUACAGAGAGAGUGGUAGACCCAAAGAAGCAUAUCGAGAAAAAGAAAUGUAUAAAGAAAAAGACAUGCAAAGAGAACGUGAAAUGUAUGUAAAUCGUGAUCGUCAAUACAAAUAUUCAGAAAAUGAUAGAAAACGUAUGGAAACUGAUAGAAUAGAAUCUAGGUUAAGAAUGUUGUCUGAAGAAGGAAGGACACAAAAUAAUGAAAAAGAGAAUAGAGAUAAAACUUCUGGUGACAAGGAACUGGAAGAUUUAAGAACUAGGCUACUUAGUAAAAGAAUAUCAAAAGAGUUACAAAGUCAAGAAACAAAAAAACAUAGUGACUUUGAAAAAGAAACAAAAAAGCAUAUGGAUUAUGAAAGAGAAAAAAAUUCAGAUCGUUAUGUAUCUCUGGACAAACAUCAGCAAGAAAGAAGAAAGAGAUUACUAGAAGCCGAACGAGAAAUGGUGAAAAGAAAGCAUGAGUCUCGGGUUGAGUUAGAGGCUAGGCGUGAAGAGCGUCGGCGUCGUGGUAAGAAAAGAUCUGUUUCGCCUGAAGAGAUGACGAGUAAGAAAAAUAAAACAGAACAUUCACCUACAUGUGAUGAUUCAGUUGUGACAUUGUCGGAUGCCAGCGACAUGGAAAUGAAGAGUGUUUCACCCCAUUCAGAACCAGAAGAAGGUGAACAUACUAACACAGAAACAGAAGAAGAAAGUUCUGACACAGAAACUGAGUCAGAUAGAGAUUCAAAGUCAGAAGUUGAUAACAGAGAAGAGAAAUCGGAGAAAGAUGAUGAGUUAGAAAUUAUUAAUGAAAAAGAGCAAUCUAAUCAAAAUUCUAAGUCACCAGUUUUAUUAAAAUCAAAUAAUCCGAGUCCAUCUUCACAUGGAUCAGUAAGGUCAAGAUCACACUCAAGAUCAAAGAGUAGAAGUCGUUCACAUUCCUUUUCACCUCCUCCUCCUGGAGAAAAUGGAAAACCUCCUGCUGAAGAAGAAAAACCUCAAGAGGAUGAUGAAGAAGUGAGGUUGAGAGAAGAAGCUAUGAAUGCCCUACCACCUUACUUUCCUGCAUUACAGGGCUGUCGAUCAGUUGAAGAGUUUCAAUGCCUCAACCGAAUUGAGGAAGGCACUUAUGGAGUUGUUUACAGAGCACGUGAUAAAACAACAGAGGAAAUAGUUGCUCUGAAACGUCUUAAAAUGGAAAAGGAGAAGGAAGGAUUUCCUAUUACCUCAUUGAGAGAAAUCAAUACAUUGCUUAAGGGCCAACAUCCAAACAUCGUAACCGUGCGUGAGAUCGUGGUCGGCUCGAACAUGGACAAGAUAUUUAUAGUUAUGGACUACGUCGAGCAUGAUCUCAAGAGUCUGAUGGAAACUAUGAGGGCAAAAAAACAAGUGUUUUUACCUGGCGAGGUCAAAUGUUUAAUGACGCAGUUAUUGAAGGCGGUCCAUCAUCUUCACGACAAUUGGAUUUUGCACAGGGAUCUAAAGACCAGCAAUCUCUUGCUUUCACAUAAGGGAAUAUUGAAGGUGGGCGACUUCGGGCUGGCGCGCGAGUACGGCUCGCCGCUGCGCCAGUACACGCCCAUCGUGGUGACGCUGUGGUACCGCGCGCCCGAGCUGCUGCUGUGCUGCAAGGAGUACUCCACGCCCAUCGACAUGUGGAGCGUCGGCUGCAUAUUCGCGGAGUUCAUCACGAUGAAUCCGCUGUUUCCUGGGAAGUCGGAAGUCGACCAGCUGAAUAGGAUUUUUAAAGAUUUAGGUACUCCUUCGGAGCUACUCUGGCCGGGGUACAAGGAGUUGCCCGCUGUACAGAAGAUGACGUUUGCAGAGCAUCCUUCGGGUGGAUUGCGUCAGCGAAUCGGUUCCGAUUUACUAUCCGAAACUGGACAUACGUUACUUCAAGGAUUCUUAACUUAUAACCCUGCUAGGAGAUUUACAGCCGAUGCUGCUCUGGAACACGGAUAUUUUAAGGAGCAUCCCGUGGCGAUCGAGCCCGCGAUGUUCCCCACGUGGCCCGCCAAGUCGGAGGGCAACCGGCGCACCACGCACAGCCCCAAGCCGCCCGCCGGCGGCGCCGCCUACGCGCAGUUCGCGCGUGCGGACACCGACGAGUCGCUCGGCUUCCACGUGCAGAACCGCUCGCUCAACGUCGCACCGGGUUUCUCGCUCAAGUUCUAGCAUCAUGUUACUAGUUUUAGCGAAGUCUAUUUAUGUUUGCACGAAAGAACAAGAGGUCCCGCUCCGAUUGUUAAGUUCAUGAUUAAUUCCACGAGUAUUGUUGUGUUUUCGUGAUCGUAUGAGAGAAAAAAUUAUUUAGUGUUGUCACUGAAUUAAAUUAGUUAAUGAUGUUAUAAUCUAUGACUCAAUCAUAAUUUAUAAUAUGAUUUUUAUUGGAGCACUAUAAAAGAUAAUCUAUGGUAUGACUACAUAUUGCAGACAUAUCAUUACGACUACCUUUUUGUGUGUGUGUGAAUGCAGAAUAUUCAAAAUCUAUUUUUUGCCGUAAACCGACAUAAACCGGUAGUUAAUUUUGUUUAAAAGAUAAUUUAAUAACUUAUACUAAUUCAAAAGGUCGGAAGCCAUACAAACGAAACAUGACCAUUGGUUUAAUUGGCAAUCCUAAGUGAUAUUUAAGGGGUCUUUCAAACAAUUCUUUAAAUCCUCGCUAAAAUUAAAGCAAGCAAUUGAAACUACUAAAAUGUGUUCAUUUCUUACAAUAUACAAGUAUUUGAAUGUUAUAUAAACUUUUGUAAUGACAAUGUAUGUAGCCUGUACCAUUCGCUGUAAGGUGCAAUCAAUUUGGAUUUAUUAUUUGUAAUAUUAGCUCAUAAAAAUAUCAACAUAAAAAAACUUGAAAAAAAAUAUUGAUAUGCAUGUAACGCUAUAAUUUAGUCAUCUAAAUUAAAAGUAAAACAAUAUCUAAUACGAGAGCUAAUUAAUAUUAGAAGUUCAAGUUGUAAUUGUUUGCAAAAUAAUUUUAAAUACGUAAUAUGCUACUCAAUCAUCUGAGAAUAUUGUAAAAAUGAAUUUCUAAAAUAACUAUUUUCAUAUUUUGGAAACAGUAUGUAACUUAAAAAGAAACUAAAUGUUUUAUGUAAUUAGUAACAAA
Molecule: messenger RNA, 3841 nt
Organism: Vanessa tameamea
Lineage: Eukaryota; Metazoa; Arthropoda; Insecta; Lepidoptera; Nymphalidae
Gene: Pitslre
Product: cyclin-dependent kinase 11A
Exons: 12
Coding region: 259-2910 (883 amino acids)
Biological process (GO): regulation of mitotic cell cycle; protein phosphorylation
Cellular component (GO): nucleus
Molecular function (GO): protein serine/threonine kinase activity; ATP binding
Source: RefSeq, a predicted model, not a curated record